Molecule: messenger RNA, 2115 nt
Organism: Cucurbita maxima (winter squash)
Lineage: Eukaryota; Viridiplantae; Streptophyta; Magnoliopsida; Cucurbitales; Cucurbitaceae
Product: protein WVD2-like 7
Exons: 8
Coding region: 269-1834 (521 amino acids)
Source: RefSeq, a predicted model, not a curated record
UUUGAAUAUUUGAAAAUAAAAGUAGACGUUGGAAAAGCCUCUGAUUUCACCAAUCAUCUUGUUGGCCCCAUUUCGGUUCUACAAGCUCUCAAGACCCACUAGAUUAGAGCGGCAUCGGACGCCCAAUUUUUGCAGUUUCAUUUCUACAAAAUCUUAGGGCUUCACAGCUCCAAAUUAUCCUCAUUACUACUCAAAACCUUCAUUUUCUUUUGGGCGUUACGAAGUUCACAGACUUUUCUUUCUGUUUUUUGGGAAAUUUAUUGUUCUUAUGGAGUGCAGCAACAUGGGUGAAUCGGCUUGCCUACGCAGAUCCUUCUCUCAUCCUUCCGAUGCUUCACGGGAGCCAAAAGAGGGAGAUCCUAUUCGAGCUCUUGGAGAAUCCAUUUCGUUUGGGAGGUUUAUGUCGGAGUCUCUUGCUUGGGAGAAAUGGUCUGCAUUUUCUCAUAACCGCUACCAGGAAGAAUUAGAAAAAUUAUCCAAACCAGGUUCUGUUGCUCAGAAGAAGGCGUAUUUUGAAGCUCACUACAAGAGGAAAGCGGCACAAAAAGCAGCAGCUGAGCUUGAGGAUACAAACACUAUGGUGACGACGAAUCAAGUCGAAACCGUGGAGUCUGCACCAUUGACACUGAACAACCAAGUGAUUGAAACUACUGAACCACAGAAUUUUGUCCAGACUGCUGAAUUUGUAUCUCCCAUUGAUUCACAUGAAUUUAUGAAUGAGGAGAUUAUGGUGGAAACAUUAACAGACAAGGUGGAAGAAGUUCUUGACCAGAACAAUUCCAUGGAGACUGAUCCUAAUAUCGAGAACGACAACCAGAAUGAGAAGGAUGACGACCACAGGAAAAUCGCGGUCGCUGAGGAUGAGAAAACACCGGCCGAAAACCAAGCUGCUGAAAAGGAGAUUAUGUCUUCAGGGGGAAGCUUGAAAAGAUUAAGGAAUUACUCCUCCAAAUUACUUACUCGAAGUUGGUCAUCAAAGCCUCAGGCCUCUCCUGCCAAACAAGCUAUAACCUCUAGUCUGCAAUCCACACACAGGGAUGGUAAUGCCACUCCAAAGAGUAAGAAACAUGUCGGGAAUAUUGUCAGGAAUUUGAAUACAAAAUCCGUCCACAGGUCGAUGCACUUUAAGUUCUUUCCGAAAGAAAUAGCUAAAACAAGUCCUGAACUUCCACAAAUUGGAAGAAAGAGAACUCAUAUGGGUUCACUUGCAGCAUCCAAAGAGGCUUCAGCUCCUCCUCGGAAGUUUGUCGGUAGGGUAGCGGCAUCUGUUAAUGGAUUGCUAAAGCAACCUUUAAUCAAGCCCCCAUUUGAAAAUAAAAGAUGCUUGAAGUCUUCAAAUGCAGGAGGAACCGUAAGCAAAGAACGGCCGCCUCUUAUAUGCUCUCCUUUCAGCUUCAGGAGUGAAGAAAGAGUGGCAAAACGGAGAGAGUUCUUUCAAAGGCUUGAAGAGAGAGCUAAUUCCAAAGAGACGGUGCAAAAGCAACCGCAAACAAGAUGUCAGGAAAGAAAGAAGAACGACGUUACUAAAUUACGUCAAAGCAUAAAUUUUGAAGCCAAGGCAACUCAAGAUUCUAACCAGGGAUCAAAAUUGCCUGCUGAUCACAUUAAUAAGAUACCUGUCACGAGACCUCGAUCGCCGAAACUUGGGAGGAAGGCAGCAAGCAGCAGCACGGUACAGAAUAUAAGCUCUCUGCCUCCGAAGAGGCCAUCGGUCACUUCCAAUGAUUUCAAGAAUGUCACGAGAAAGAGGUACGAAGGCACCACUCAAUCAGUCACUUCUCUUGGGAAGAAAAUGAAUGGCUGUGAAAAUUUUUCCCCAAAUAUCCAGAGCUGAUUGAUCUCCCUCUCAAUAGCUGGGAUGCACUUACUUAGUUUACACAUCAUGAAACUAAAGAAAGUUGGUUAGAAAGUAAGUUGUCUAUAUUUGUGAUGAGGAGAUGCUGUUCAGAUGACCAAAAAGUAUGCUUUUGUGUAGCCCACUUUCUGAUUGUUUGUGGAGUACUUAAAUAAUAUGCAGAAAUUUUGUAGUGAAAUGAUGAGAAAUAUUACCUGGUUUGGUAGGUUUUUGUACAUGUUUAAAUUUAUAUGUUCUAUACAUGUAAAAAUGUUGUGGUA